UCAGGCAUAGAUAAUAUUUUAAUUGAAUUUAUUCAGUUCCCAUUUGCUCAUAGGUCCUUAAUUUUUUUUCAUUAAUGGUACUUAAAAGUCCUUAAUUUCCACGUGCAGAAAUGUUUAUGAACCCUGUUUUGUCUGAUUUCUUAGCAUCUUAUUCUUUCUAGAUUCUGGUUCAAUUCUUUAUUCUUUUUGGCUGUUCAUCUGUAGUGUUGGUUUCCUGUUGGAAACAUGCCUUUUCAAAGUCAUUUGUGCUCUGCCACUGUACCUCGCUGGUUGUGAUUUUUCUUGUUUGUUACUGUCUUUUAAGUAAAUCACCGUUUUUCGAAUUUUCCCAAUUGCAUAAGGUUCUUGAAAUCAUGGACAGCAUUUAGCUACCCUGUCUUCAUGAGCACAUGAUAAUGAAUGUUUUGCUUUUAACACUUGUUGUCUCCCUUGUAAUUCAUAUCUUGCUUUUUCUCAUCAUAAUACAAUUUUUACUUUUCUCUUGCCAUAUCUGAAUGUCUUACUACUUCAUCUGUUAUUUUCUGUAUAUCUUCUAUUUUAAAGUAUGGAGCUCUGUCUUCUACACAAAGAAUAAUAAUUUAACCAUGUGGCAUAAUUAGUUUUCGGACUAAGAAUAAUUUUGCUAGAGUCUUUCCCGUCAUGUCAUGCAUAGCUGAUGUUAAGGCAAACGUUAACUGGUUGACCCAGCUAUCCCAGGGCUUAUGAUAGUUUUUCACACAGCAACAUGUAAUUUUAAUUCUGUUCUUAUUGACCUGCUCCACUGUGUGUGAGUGCAGCUGAAAAAGCACCAUUUUAAAAUGUUCUAUGCUAAGGCCUGUGCAUGGUUUCUCAAAUAUUUGCCUAAUAAAACUGUUUCCCAUUAUCUGAUAUUACUUUUAAGGGUGCUCCAUAUUUCUAAAUAUAUUCAUUUAAGAGGGAAUCUUGAACUGUUUUAGAGGAGGCUGCUCUUAGGAGGACUAUUUUUACCCACUUAGAGAAAUGAUCUACAAUAAAAAGUUUAUAAAAGUAUAGCUUGAACAAAUGAAAACAGCUGUGGAACAUAGUCUUAAGUUAUGGCUGCAAGAAAUCUUGGAAAAUCUCAGCCUUUGACUCUCAGUGGACCAUUUGAACAAACAGAAAAGCCUAGCAGCACUUUGAAGAGGCAUCCAAAGAUGGAGCUUAGUAAACCAGACCUCCUUCAGCUCUUAGGAGUUUUAGAAGGCGAAUUACAAGCAAGAGAAAUAGUUAUAGCUGUUCUGAAGGCAGAGCAAGUGAAGCAGCUUUUAUAUCCAAAACGCAAACCUGCAUCUGCAAACGAUCCAUGGGCAGCACUCCAGCGUGAUUGCCUAGGAGCAUUUGAUGCAACUUUUGAUGAGGCAGCUGUUAAAAAUUUGUAUGGUAUGCAAUUGUCUCAGCUGGAAAAUUUUUUAAAGCAACAUAAAGCUGCUCAGACUAAAUUAAAGCAACAGUUGCAAGAGGCAGAACAAAGAUGUGAAAAGCUUCUUGCUGAAUUAGAGGAAGAAAAGCGUAAGCAUGCUCAAGAUACUGCUCAAGGUGAUGAUGUGACUUAUUUACUUGAAAAAGAGCGUGAACGCUUGCAUCAAGAAAAUGAAUUUGAAAGGCAACAAAAUAGGUGUAUGGAAAAAGAUAUAAAAUGUUUAACUGAGACAUUAGAGCAAGAGAGAUUAAGACAGAAACAAAUGGUUUUAUUACUUCUAGCAGAGCGGAAAAGAUUAAUAUAUCGUUAUGCUGAAGAAAAGCAAAAAUGUGACAGAUUAUCUCAGAUACUUUGUGAUGAAAAAGGAAGAAUAGCUGACAUGGUUGAUGGAUUAGAAGAAGAAAGUAAAAAAUCCUUACAGAUGGAAGCAGAAUUAGAAAAACAGUUAUGUGAGUUUGAGGUUGAAAGGGAACAGUUUAAAACCGAAAUGGCAGAAUUAGAAGCAAAAAACAGUGAAUUGACUGCUGAAGUACAAAGGUUGCAGGAAGAGCUUGAAAACUUGCAGAAGCUAUCAGCAAGUUCUAGUCUUAGUUCUUUGUCUCAAUUAGGAGAAGGUGUGAGAAGUACUAUUGUAACAAUGGUUUCAACUCCACCUAUACGUGCUGUACCCACAAUAUCUCCUACAGUUAGCCCACCACGGGGAGUUGCUCGUGCUCUUUGUCCAAAAGUUGGACCUGCUCCUGCAACGCCUGCAAAGCCUCCUGGUCUCAUUCCUCAAGCUCCUACAAAGAUCUGUCCUGCUACAGCUUCUAAACCUGUAGUAUCUGCUGUUGCAUCAAAUGCAGUUUCACCAUUGUGUAGCCCACCUUCAUCAACUGCAUUAAAAAGCUCUUCCAAAGUUGUGAAACCAGGAUCUUUAGCUCCAGUAACUUCUUCGGUUUCAGAUGGAGUAGGAACUCUAUUACAAGUAGCUUCUGGUCCACAAUAUGCUGAAAAUAUGUUAUCUCCACCUGAGGGUGAAAAAGGUGUCAGUGAUAUCAGUGCACAGUCUUCAAAAGUGUUUUGUAAUGUUAAAGUUUCUAGUUCUGUGUCUGUUCAUAAACCUGGAACAGCAGCUGUUCCUAAUUCCACAAAUGCCAAGAAGUUACCUAUAGGAAGAGGAGCACCACCUCCUAUUCCUCCUAAUAAGCCAGUAUUGCCACCACAAGCACUUCAUAGGAAAGAUACUGGUUCUAAGCCUCCAGUUCCGCCGCGUUCUGAUGUAGCACCUGAAAACAUUGCUGAUAAGAAUCUCCAGAGGGUAGGAAUGCCUUCUAGAUUUGUAGCUCCUCCUAAGGUAGCUACAGAUGAUUGCUCUGGGAAUGUUACACCAUCUGAAAAAGAUGAGACUCAGGUGGGUGUUUCUAAUGAAACAUGUAACGUUGCCACUACUACCACCACUACCACCACUACCACCAUUUCCACCACCACAGUUAAUAAUACUAUAAUUUCAGGUAAUAAUCUGGGACCUGAAGUAUUAGUACAAGAAUUAGCUGAUUUUCAGCAAAUUCUUGUCUCUAUGGCUUCUAACAAGUUAUCUAAUUCUUUGAAUUCAGAUUGAUUGUAAAUGCUUGUUGAUGAUUGUAAUACUACUGAAAUAUCUUAAUGCAAGAUACGUUCUGUGCUUCUAGAAAAAUGUAAAAAUAUUGUCUGCUUUUCUAAUUUAUUGAAAUAUAUUAGAAUACAUAGUUUUGGGAAGAACAUACAUUUGUAUUUGUUAAGUAUGUAUAGGGCAUCUACCAUUAGUAAUCGGAAUUUAAAAUUUAAUUUUAAGUAACAUGAAAUAAAGUUCCUAAAAAAAUUUAGCCAUUUUCUGCUUUAUGCUCAGUUGCUGAUUUAAAAAUUCUCAUAAUUUUUAGCUUUCAUUUGAAUGUUUGUAUGAAAAUCUGCAUAUUAAUAUUUUUUAUUUGUUUUUUAAUGUAUGCCAGAUAUUUUGCAUAAAUAAACUGGAUUGAAAAGUUAAAGGAUAAAUUGUGAAAAAUAAAGUAAAACUCAUAUUUUUGGCCUAAUUUUGCAUGAAAUUUGACUAAAAUACUAAUUCUAAAAUUUUUUAUCCAAUUGUUGUUCAAAUGAAGUUUGUCUGUUAAAAGUGAUGGGCAGUUGAAAGAAUGCAAUGCAGAAAAAAUUAUCCAGAGCACUAAAUAUAUCCCAAAUAUGUAUACUCUUUAAAUCAAGAAAAACAGUUUAAUGAAACUGAUGAAGUAUCUUUUUGCGAACGGCAAGCCAUCCAGGUGUACAACCACAUUGGUUAGGUUAGAUUAAGUUAUUUCAAUACAGAAAGGCAUAAUGGCUGUCUGCCUAAGAACAGGAAUGCCUCAGUGGAGGAUUUUCUGAAAGAUCAUGGCUUGUAUUCACAUUAUGCGUGGGUGAUACUCUGAAAACCAAGCAUGCAGCCAUCCCAUUUGCCUGGUAUUGAACCCAAACCUGGUCAAACUACCAGUUUUCAGCAGUCUUAACCACAUGACCAUUGCUGGGCCCAACCAAAUUAGCUUUUACAGAAAUGAGAAACAUUCUGGUGGCCUUACAGGUAACUCUGAGCUUACUUUUAUCUGGAGAGAAGCACAUAAUCAGAUAUUAAAUUUAGAAUGUUGCAUGAAAUAUUGUAUGAAAGAUACUUUUCUUCAGGAUAGGUCACCAGAAUUUUGCUGACACUGUGAAAGCCCACAUGUAAAUCAGAUUGCCAGAUGCCAACUUCUGUUUAAGCCUAAAUAAACUGUUUUUUAAUAUAAAUUAUUUUUAUUGAUACAUUAUUUUAACAUAAAAGUAUUUUACGAUAUAUUAAAAAAAUCUUUGAAGUCGCAAAAGUAGCAGAAGAUGAUGGAUGUCACAAAAAUUUCACAAAAUCGCAAAUAUGAAAUUUUAGUAACACAAACUUGUCAAGUCACAAAUUUGCUGAAAAAUUGUAUGAUCUGGCAACACUGCUAUAACAGGAGAGUGGUAGGCCUUACUGUACAUUCAUGCUGUGUGAUAUCCUGAUUAGAUAAAACAGGUAUAUGCUUGAAAUGAUAUAAAAAGCAAUGUAGUGGAACCCUAUAAGCUGAAAUUGAUUUCUCUUUGGAAAUAAGUCUAGCUUUUGCUUGAAGAAAGAUUUUAGAUGUAUACUAAUCUGGAGGAAAGAAGAUAAAAAACAUGCUGAAAGACAUAGAUUUAAAAGUAGACACUGCUGUUUGCAGAAAAGUGAUGUGAAAUAUCUCUAUAAAAGGUGGUUUAUAUAUAUAUAUAUAUAUAUAUAUAUAUAUAUAUAAUUUUUUUUUUUAGUUGAAUUCUAAAAUGCUCAGACGUGUAGAGAUGAGAUCUAGGCUCUAUAUAUUUGUAAAUAAGCUCUCAGCCCUGAAUUCAUGUUACUGAAUGAUUACAUAUGAUAGCAAUACUCAUCUGUGAGUUAUUCCCUGUUCUCUGAGAGUAUGAGUUGAUCUGUCUGCUUCCCUGCUUUAAUUGAGACUUUAUGUAGCAAGAGCAAGUGCACUUUAUUAAAUAGUUGGAUUUGCUCCUACAAAUUAUCAUACUUGCUUUUAAAUAGCUGAACAAUUAUUGCCAUUUUAGUUGUGUUGUAGAAAUUUAAUGUCUACCCCACUUCAUAUCAUUCUUGCAUUUUAAAACUUGUUUCAGAACUGCAUUGUAUAUGUUUGCAUUUUAUAAAUAAUUAAAUAUAAAGAGUUUAUGUAAAUUUCUAACUUAUAUCUGAUUAAACAACUAGAGUUAAAUCUGCUUAUAUGAAUUAUCCUUUAAUUUUCCAUCCAGUAUAUAAUUGAAAACUUUUUUUCUUCCUGCUGUCUGCUUUUUAAUCUCAAUUUGUUUAUCUGAAAGUUUUCUCAAAAAUAUAUUGGCAUUCAUAACUCAGCAUUAUUUCCUAAAAUAAUUAUCUGGAGGCUAUUAAUGUUUUAAUAGUGUAUAAGAUGCAGUUGCAGCAAAAUGAUGUGGAUUUAUUAUUAAUUGUAAAUGAAUUAGUUCAGUAUUCCUCCCCCUUCCAGUGCAAGUCUUACAAUAUGACAGAUGAAUAAUAACUUUCACAGUUUUGUGUCCAGUUCAUGCUGUGUAUGUAUACAUUUUCUCCUAGCAAACUUAAAUGCAUGUAAUUUUAAAUCCCAUAUUUUAUUUGUGCUCUUUUCAAAAUCUUGUACAGAUCUGAAGUUAGUUAAUAGUAUGUAACAUUGGUCUUGGUCCAGAUAAUUUGAAAAAUUUUAACAUGUUUAAAAGGUUUGUGCCUUAGGGGACAUUACAUGAGUAGUUCAUGAAUAAUUUUAUCAUAUUAUGCUGCCUUUCAAAAGCUAAAAUAUUUCUUUUAAAUAUCAGUGACAUUCUAAAUCAAUUAUCACUGAAAUCUGUAAUCUUAUAGCUAUUUAAUUUUAUACAUCAAUGAACUGUGUAAUUUGCAAAGAAUUUCAUUUUUGCUGUUUUUAAUUAAUGGAGGGUUCAUAAAAUGCAUGAGUGCAGCUGUCUUGGAAGUACUUUUAAUAUUUUUAAGCUGUUAAACACGUAUGAUAUAGUAUAAAGUUUGCAUGUGUCUGAGGCAUUCUACUUAAUUUUGCAAGUCUUGAACGAAAGUUUUUUUAAUAUAUAUAUUCAUGUUCAUUAGUUAUGCUUCAAUGGAAACUGUUUAAUUUUUUUUAUGGUAUCUUUGAGAGAACAUAUAUUCUGGAAGUACAAAUGAUGUAAAUUUUACAUGGAAAGAGAAUAUCCUAAUAUGUUUCAAUUUUAACAUUUUAUAUUAAAAAACUUGAACAUC
Molecule: messenger RNA, 6182 nt
Organism: Stegodyphus dumicola
Lineage: Eukaryota; Metazoa; Arthropoda; Arachnida; Araneae; Eresidae
Source: RefSeq, a predicted model, not a curated record